GUCUGCUGCCGCCUUCCCACUUCUGGUCUCAGGCCCCCAAAAUGGCGAGUGAGGCUGCCGGGACUCGCUGAGCCGCGGAGGCUGAGCCGCCGCGGCCCUCACAGCCCGGAGCGCCGCCGUAGGGAACAUGCACUUUUCUAUUCCUGAAACCGAGUCCCGCAGUGGGGACAGCGGCGGCUCCGCCUACGUGGCCUAUAACAUUCACGUGAAUGGAGUCCUGCACUGUCGGGUGCGCUACAGCCAGCUCCUGGGGCUGCACGAGCAGCUCCGGAAGGAGUAUGGGGCCAAUGUACUUCCUGCAUUCCCCCCAAAGAAGCUCUUCUCCCUGACACCUGCAGAGGUAGAACAGAGGAGAGAACAGUUAGAGAAGUACAUGCAAGCUGUUCGGCAAGACCCACUACUUGGGAGCAGUGAAACCUUCAACAGUUUCCUUCGUCGGGCCCAACAGGAGACACAGCAGGUCCCCACAGAGGAGGUCUCCUUGGAGGUGCUGCUCAGCAAUGGACAGAAAGUUCUGGUCAGUGUUCUAACUUCAGAUCAGACAGAAGAUGUCCUGGAUGCUGUGGCUGCAAAGUUGGAUCUUCCAGAUGACUUGAUCGGAUACUUCAGUCUUUUCCUUGUUCGAGAAAAAGAAGAUGGAGGCUUUUCUUUUGUACGGAAGUUGCAGGAAUUUGAGCUGCCUUAUGUAUCUGUUACCAGUCUUCGGAGUCAAGAGUAUAAGAUUGUGCUAAGGAAGAGUUAUUGGGACUCUGCGUAUGAUGAUGAUGUCAUGGAGAACCGGGUUGGCCUGAACCUGCUUUAUGCUCAGACAGUGUCAGAUAUUGAGCGUGGGUGGAUCCUGGUCACCAAAGAACAGCAUCGACAGCUCAAAUCUCUGCAAGAGAAAGUCUCUAAGAAGGAGUUCCUGAGGCUGGCCCAAACCCUGAGGCACUAUGGCUACCUGCGCUUCGAUGCCUGUGUAGCUGACUUUCCAGAAAAGGAUUGUCCUGUGGUGGUCAGCGCAGGAAACAGUGAACUCAGCCUUCAGCUCCGCCUGCCUGGCCAACAACUUCGGGAAGGCUCCUUCCGGGUUACCCGUAUGCGGUGCUGGCGGGUCACCUCCUCUGUGCCACUGCCCAGUGGAGGCACAAGCAGUCCAGGCCGGGGCCGGGGCGAAGUGCGUCUGGAAUUGGCUUUUGAAUACCUCAUGAGCAAGGACCGGCUACAGUGGGUCACCAUCACCAGCCCUCAGGCUAUCAUGAUGAGCAUCUGCUUGCAAUCCAUGGUGGAUGAGCUGAUGGUGAAGAAAUCUGGGGGCAGUAUUAGAAAGAUGCUGCGCCGGCGGGUGGGAGGCACCCUGAAACGCUCAGACAGUCAGCAAGCAGUGAAGUCCCCACCCCUGCUUGAGUCACCUGAUGCCAGCCGGGAAUCCAUGGUGAAACUCUCAAGCAAGCUGAGUGCCGUGAGCUUGCGGGGGAUUGGCAGUCCCAGCACAGAUGCCAGUGCCAGUGAUGUCCAUGGCAAUUUCGCCUUCGAGGGCAUUGGAGAUGAGGAUCUGUAAUCUCCACUGCUUGGAUGUCUACCCUCUACCCCAGAGGAAAUUUAUAGAAACUUGCCCGUGCCUGUGCUCCCAAGUUAGGAGGCUUCCUACUUCUCCAUUUUUCCUCUUGGCCAGGGGCCUCCUAAUUUACCUGCCCUUCCCCCGUGGGCUGGCUACACAAAGAAUCACCUCUUUUUCAGAGUUAGCCCUUGAUGCCAAAUUAGCAUUUAGUAUUUUGCACAAAGUCCAAGGGACCAUGGCUACCUGCCCUGGAGAUGAACAGCUCUCCUUGGGCUGCUUCUGGCUACUUAAGGCCUGGCCAUGGGCAAGAGAAUGGGCAGGUCUGUGAAUGGUCUGACCCAACUCCCCAUCAUUAAACUCCGCCUGACUGCUGCCUA
Jaculus jaculus (lesser Egyptian jerboa) is the source of this 1917-nucleotide messenger RNA. It is a transcript of the gene Snx17, whose product is annotated as sorting nexin 17. Lineage: Eukaryota; Metazoa; Chordata; Mammalia; Rodentia; Dipodidae. The coding region runs from base 128 to 1540 and encodes 470 amino acids. The transcript is spliced from 15 exons. The record is from RefSeq and is a predicted model, not a curated record. Gene Ontology annotation, molecular function: phosphatidylinositol binding. Gene Ontology annotation, biological process: signal transduction; intracellular protein transport. Gene Ontology annotation, cellular component: early endosome.